GCCAGCCUGCACAACAUAGACCCUGUCUCUAAAAAUGAAUUAGUUAAAAAGGAUGAAGAAAGGAAGGAGGAAAGGGAGAAAGAGAAGCCCUUAUAGGCUGGGUGCUUUUCUUGUAUGUGGGGCCACUUUGUAAGAACAGGAUUUUUCAAACUGGGCCCAUACUGGUAUGUGUGAAAUCAAUUUAGUUGGUUAUGGCCAUUUUUUUAAAAAGGAAAUAUCAGUGAUCACUAUCGUGUAAGUGUAUUGUUUCGUGAAACCCAUCUUAGUUAUGUGUUAUGUCUGUAUGUGUAAGAUUGUGAUAUAAAAUGUAUUUCUUACUGUGGUUAAGUAUUCAAAGAAAUUGGAGAACCAUUGCUGCAAGGGGACAGAGGACUCCGUGUGAGCUCUCCUGCCUUCCCUGAAUAAACUUACACAAUUUAGUGCUGGGACAUUUGAACCUUUUCUGAAAAUUUGGGUCAGGGAGAGCAUCUUGGGGAGGUGGGUAGGAAGGUAGAGGGAGCAAAGCAACACUCCCCUGAAGCCUGGGAAUAUUGUCAGAACCUUAAAUAUAAUUCAGCUCACCAUUCCGGAUAAGGACAGACUCUACCAGUGAAAAUGGGUGAUUACCAGCUGUGAAACACAGAAACAUACUUUUACGGUUACACAUUCCUUUACAAACAACCGUGUACAUUUCAGCCUCCCGCUCCACCAUUUCUUUUCUCCAGGAGGGAAGACUGCAUGUCGAGGUGGUCAUAGAAUGUUGAGUAUCAUACUUUCCUACCUCGCUUUUAUUUGCGCGGUUUUAAAUGCGCCUUAACAGAACCCAUGCAAAGGCUUGCCAACUGGCUGGCUGCGCCGGAUGAGUAGAGCAUCUUCCCUGGUGGCAGGUGGGUGCGAGGAGGAGGGGGCUGGGCUUUUCUCCGGACGGGUGUUUGCCCAGAAGACCCUCAUCAUUGGACUACGUCAGGAGGAAGUGGCACCGCUCAGAGGUAGGGGAAGAAGGGUUAUAAAGGGGGGAGUCCACCAUACAUGGUCUUGAAGAAGCUUUUAUAAAAGGCAAAGCCAUCUUUGCCGGACGUUGUUGGAAAGGAGUAGAAACUAGCAGACGAAAACAUCCCAAAGGGUAACCAUUAGCAUUCCUGCUUCUUGCGACAUUCAUCCCAGGCUUCCAGCUCAGCCCGCCCCAGGCCAGGUGAUCGGCCGCCACAUCCCCUGCGACUGAAGCACCUGCUCCUCCAUGAGCUUGUCAAGAACUGAGCGCCUUCGCUCCACACCGCAGCGCAGCCUCCGGGACUCCGAAGGGGAAGACGGUGAAAUCGAUGUCCUGGGAGAGGAGGAAGAUGAAGUCGAGGAGGAAGACGAGGAGAAGGAGACGAGCCAGCAGUUUCUGGAGCAGUCGCCCCAGCCGGGGCUGCAGGUGGCCCUGUGGGGCGGGGGUGCCCUUCCCCAAGAGCACAUCGAGGGCGGCGGCGGCCCGAGCGGCCCCUCAGAGUUUGGCACCAAGUUCAGGGCACCGCCAAGGUCUGCGGCGGCCUCUGAAGAUGCCCGGCAGCCGGCAAAGCCCCCCUACUCGUACAUCGCGCUCAUCACCAUGGCCAUCCUGCAAAGCCCGCACAAGCGCCUCACGCUCAGCGGCAUCUGCGCCUUCAUUAGUGGCCGCUUCCCCUACUACCGCCGCAAGUUCCCCGCCUGGCAGAACAGCAUCCGCCACAACCUCUCUCUGAACGACUGCUUCGUCAAGAUCCCCCGCGAGCCGGGCCACCCAGGCAAGGGCAACUACUGGAGCCUGGACCCCGCCUCCCAGGACAUGUUCGACAAUGGCAGCUUUCUCCGGCGUAGGAAGCGUUUCAAGCGCCACCAACGGACCCCGGGAGCCCACCUGCCCCACCCCUUCCCUCUACCUGCUGCACACGCCGCCCUGCACAACCCCCACCCAGGCCCUCUGCUUGGGGCCCCUGCCCCGCCGCAGCCUGUCCCGGGGGCCUACCCCACCGCCGCCCCCGGGAGACGCCCGUACGCUCUGCUGCACCCUCAUCCUCUUCGCUACCUAGUGCUCUCGGCACCCGCCUAUGCCGGGGCACCGAAGAAAGCAGAAGGCGCGGACCUGGCGACCCCCGGCACCCUUCCCGUGCUGCAGCCCUCACUUGGUCCUCAGCCUUGGGAGGAGGGCAAGGGUCUGGCGCCGCGACCGGGAGGCGGAUGCAUCUCUUUCAGCAUUGAGAGUAUUAUGCAAGGGGUCAGGGGAGCGGGUACAGGGGCUGCGCAGAGUUUGUCCCCGACCGCCUGGAGCUACUGCCACCUGCUCCAGCGACCAUCAUGCCUGUUGCAUCCCCAGGCCGCUGCCCCUUUGCUGCACGUGUCCGCCGCCGCCGCUGCUCGGACAAUUUUGCAGCAACAGCAGCAGCAUCAGGAGGAGGACUGCGCCAGCGGCUGCGCUCCCACCAAGGGCGCGGUGCUGGGCGGGCAACUGUCGGCCGCCUCGGGGCUGCUGAGGUAUCAGGCAGCGGCAGAGGGCUCUAGGCUGACAUCGCUGGCUGCCCCUUUGGGCGGAGAGGGGACCUCACCAGCUUUUUGAGCAUCGCCCACGCCCAGUUCCCUGGCCAACUCCCCAGGGCCCUCCUAGAGCCAGGUGGGAGGGCGGAGCGACCCGCAGCUGCUCACUCCACCUUGCGCGGCCCAUACUGGGCGUGUGCAUCUGAAUCCCGCUGGAGAGCAAACACGAACUUCUGUUCGCUGCAAAAUGGUUAGAAAGAAACAGCUGGAUUACGUUCCUCUAAAAACCACCUGAACGUAACCUUCGCAGGGCGUCAAGUCGUCUUUUCUUGCCUUCGGUUGUGGCUUCUAUGGCUUUCCCGAUUUGCACAUUUCCUGGGGUACUAUGAACGUGAGUGGGGUAUUUUGUUCCGGCAUUAAAAGAAAAACAAGCAAGCAAACAAAAACACAGCCUCCGAUGCUAAACGUGUUCCCCCUUCUUCACUUCCUUGAAACUGGAAGUAUUAUUCCUAAGUCAAGUGCAAAAUGCUUCUGCUCUCUGUGUGUUCCCGAUAGGGAUGUUUAAUGUAAGUAGGAUAUGAAUUUCAGAACAUUGAUUUCUUAUCUGUGUGUCUGACGUGCCAUCUUUAUUGUUAAAAUUAAGAUGUUAAAAUUAAGCCUAGUUAUAUAGACGAAAUAAAAUGCUAAGUCACUACACUA
This is a messenger RNA of Nomascus leucogenys (northern white-cheeked gibbon), 3171 nucleotides long. RefSeq names its product forkhead box D4 (gene FOXD4). Lineage: Eukaryota; Metazoa; Chordata; Mammalia; Primates; Hylobatidae. Gene Ontology annotation, biological process: cell differentiation; regulation of transcription by RNA polymerase II; anatomical structure morphogenesis. Gene Ontology annotation, molecular function: RNA polymerase II cis-regulatory region sequence-specific DNA binding; DNA-binding transcription factor activity, RNA polymerase II-specific. The record is from RefSeq and is a predicted model, not a curated record.